Trematosphaeria pertusa is the source of this 1712-nucleotide messenger RNA. RefSeq lists its product as uncharacterized. Bases 420 to 1670 code for a protein of 416 amino acids. NCBI's taxonomy places the organism in Eukaryota, Fungi, Ascomycota, Dothideomycetes, Pleosporales, Trematosphaeriaceae. The transcript has 2 exons. Gene Ontology annotation, cellular component: transcription regulator complex; PcG protein complex. The record is from RefSeq and is a predicted model, not a curated record. Gene Ontology annotation, molecular function: DNA-binding transcription factor activity, RNA polymerase II-specific; RNA polymerase II cis-regulatory region sequence-specific DNA binding. Gene Ontology annotation, biological process: regulation of transcription by RNA polymerase II.
CCUCAAGCAGACGCCCCCUGCUAGCUGUGCAUAUCAGCCCUCUGCGAAACACGGCCCCAUGUGCGAACAGCGAACAGGCGCGGCGGCAGGCGCCUGGAGCUCUCCAGGUCGGUCUUAGCGUCUUGCUCUGAGGACAAUCUCCGAGUCUGCCUCACGCUGUCAAGUACCGAUGGUAUGGACCCGUUGACUGCUACUCGCGGCCACACCGCCGCAGCACUGCAAACCGACAUCUCAAUUUGGAUCGACUGAGGCUGCCCUGCCCUGCAUCCGCCAGAUAUAUUCCGCCCUUGUACGCCCUGCGAUCCACUACCGCUAGCCACUCCCCUCCACGUCUUCAUAUUCCACUCCCGCCGCCUUCGCCCUUCAAUCCAGCAUCCACGCCCAUCCGACUGCAUUCCUUUCUUUCAUACUUGUCUACCAUGUCUUCCCGGGACCAGCCCACGCCGCCCUUCAAUUCGCCCUACCAGCAGGCUCUCCGCUCCGCGUCUUUGCUCCAGUCACCAGCGUACCCCUCACCUGCUCGGAGCGAUUCUGUUUCUGAGCCUUCCAAGUAUCCGCCCGACGGUCUCGGGCUUUACAGCUACUCCCAGCCGUUCCCCGCGUCGGGGCCACCGACGAGCUCCGUCCUUUACCCCCCCUCACCUCAGCCUACAGAAGCCUGGGCCCACCUCUCCACUGGCACCUCACCACUCGUCCCCGACCCAAUUGUAGAUCCAUGGACUUCAGGAGCCUAUGACCACCCGGUGUCGAGGUCACCGCUACCCUGGGGCGCGUAUCAGCCAUCCCACCGAUCCUCGCUCUCCUCUUCCACCCGAGAGAUGUCCAUUUUCUCAGGCGACGGCUCCGAACACGGCUUCCCACCCGUCAAGCUCGAGGGAUCCGAGUGGGCGACCGACGAGGAGUCUCCACCGGGCACGGUUGCGCCGGAGCGGCUCACUGCCACCGGCAUGUUUGCGUACGAACAGUCAUACGGCACGUCCCCAAUGACGAAAUUUGAGUCCACGCCCAGUGGAAGCUACGAGCACCGACAUUCCCAGCAACUGCCGCACGAAGGGCGCCCAAAGAGCUCGCAAGAUGACGACGGCCGGCCUGGUGUUACGCCACGCGUCCGGCGUCGAAGACAAAAGAUUCCCGCGGAGGAGGCGAAAUACUCUUGCGACAUCUGCGGCAGGGGCUUCAUCAGAAGCUACAACCAGAAGACGCACAUGCACACGCACAAUCCGCAGCGGCCCAAGGACCACCCUUGCAUGUACAGAGACUGCGACAAGAAGUUUGUGCGCAAGACGGACCUGCACCGACACUGCACGAGCGUGCACAAGAAGGCAAAGGACUUCAAAUGCUGCAGAUGCACUGCGACAUUCUCACGAAAGGACACGCUCCGAAGACACGAGGAGGACGGCUGCCCCAAGCGCAACGAGCUGUCGGACCCGAACCUGCUUUCACGCACACGGUCGAUGCGGACGGCGCCUGUACCACAGAUGCCCUACUAUCACUCGCCGCGGCCGGACAUGUACUCGAGCACGCCCGUGCCCGUGGGCUAUCAGUCGGCGGAGGCCGCACAAGACUUCUUUGCAACAAGACCACAUCACCACCAAGGCGUGGGCGCAUACGACACGCGCUCUCCCCUUUUCCGGGAGGACAGCUUCGGGGCGACGUCGCACGGCCUCUAAGCGUGGAUGGGUGGCUAUUGGGCGGGAGGGGUCAUUUCCGGA